AUGAUCAAAACAAAAUUGGAACCUAUUUGUACUGUAGCUGAAACUUCCAUAACUGAUCACGAAAGUGUAGGAAUCUUUCUUGAUAUCAAUAAUAAAAUAGAUUAUUCAAAACAGCCAAAUAAAACCAUUGAUUUUGUUGGAUUGGAUCGAGCAGUGCAAGGUUUAAAUUUCGAUCCCAUAUUUAAAUGCUCUGAUGUUAAUGUGGCAGCGGCACUCCUUAAUUCCUGUUUAAAUAGAGUUGUUGAGGAAAACACCAAAAUUGUUACAGUUUCUAGAAGAAAAAAAAUAUACAAACCCUGGAUAACCAUUGGUCUAUUGCGAUGCAUGAGAAAUAGAGAUAAUUUACACAAAAAAGUAAGAAAAGACCCAGAUAAUGAAAUACUUAAAACAAUUUAUAAAAGAUACAGAAAUUUCUGUAACUCUAUUUUAAAAAAACAAAAAAGAAAAUAUGAAAGCCAGGAAAUUGAAAAUGCAAAACAUAAUAAAAGAAAACUGUGGGAAAUUAUUAGAUCUGUGGGUGGAUCUGCAAGAAAUAUUGACUAUUCGCUUGGACUUAUAAAACCUGACAAUCCAAAAAAGAGUGUUGAUGAUGUUAAUAUUUUUUAUGCAAACGUGGGGAAGCGAUUAGCUGAAAAAAUCGAUUUGAAUAUAUCUAACAUCAGUCAUAACUCUGGUUGUGCAGGACCGACAAAAUCAUUUGUUUUGCUCAAUACUGAUGAGAAAGAGAUUGAACAACUUAUCUUGGGCUUGAAAAAUAAUUGCUCAGCAGGAAUAGAUCAAAUAUCUGGUACAAUCGUUAAGCGAUAUAUGCAUGCAAUUAUUCCUCCCUUAACUUAUAUUUGUAAUCUCGCAAUUGCUUCAGGUGUAUUUCCUUUAGUUUUUAAAAUUGCUCUUAUUAAACCAGUACAUAAGAGUGGUGAUCGUGACUGUGUGGAUAAUUUCAGACCUAUCUCAAUUCUCCCUACCUUAUCCAAAGUUCUGGAAAGGCUGUUGAAUAAAAGACUAAUCCAUUUUCUGGAAAAAAACUUUCUCCUUUCUUCAUCUCAGUUUGGAUUUCGCUCUGGAAGGUCAACAGAUGAAGCUGUACAUGAACUAACUAAUUCAGUUGUUACUAACCUUGAUGAAGGAAAGAAAUGUCUUACGAUAUUUCUUGACUUGGCCUGGGCAUUUGAUACCGUUUCUAUUCCUUUACUUGUAGAGAAACUUGAAAGAAUUGGUAUACGAGGUCUUCCUUUGAAGCUUUUUAAGGAUUAUUUAUCAAACAGGAAGCAACGGGUAAAGAUUGAUGAAUGGAUUAGUGAUGAAAUUGAUAUAUGUUUUGGUGUUCCACAGGGGAGUAUACUUGGGCCUACGCUAUUUCUCGUAUAUAUUAAUGAAUUGUGUGAAAUCCAGCUUAAAAAUGGUCGUAUACUUACCUUUGCUGAUGACACGGCUCUCUUCUUCAGCGGUGAUGAUUGGGAAAGUGUUUUCCAAAGUGCGCAACAAGGUUUUGAUAAGCUUGAUGGAAUGAAGAAAUGUAGGUGUGCUAUUGAUUUGCAAAUGGAAGUAAAGGAUUUUAGUUUAGGACCUAUGUCGGAACUUGUUAAUGUUCCAUAUUUAUUAUAUGUAGAUAUUUUGCUACUCCGGGCACGAGAAUAUUUGAAUAUUUUCCGCUUGCAAUGA
Molecule: messenger RNA, 1662 nt
Organism: Galleria mellonella (greater wax moth)
Lineage: Eukaryota; Metazoa; Arthropoda; Insecta; Lepidoptera; Pyralidae
Exons: 2
Coding region: 1-1662 (553 amino acids)
Source: RefSeq, a predicted model, not a curated record